Molecule: messenger RNA, 2032 nt
Organism: Pocillopora meandrina
Lineage: Eukaryota; Metazoa; Cnidaria; Anthozoa; Scleractinia; Pocilloporidae
Source: the annotation of a GenBank genome assembly
AUGCAGAAACCUCUCCUUCCAAAUAAGGCUUGGAAUGCCAUAUUUGGGUUGCAAGGUAAAUGAGAUUCUCAUUUUAUUUUCAGUUUAUUUCUCAUCUAUUCGCUUAACGCUUCUUUCCUUUCUUUGCUUUCGGAAUAUCCCUGAGCGCCCAUUUUAGAUUUUCAAUCAUUUGGAAUACACAAUUUGAAGACAAAGCAAGAGUAGAGAUGGAGGGGGACUUCAAUCAAUCGAAAGGAGAUGAGGAUGACCCCUUCACAACCUUUUGUUUUCCUUUUUUUUUUCAUUUUGUUGGCUCUGACGAAGGGCUAACGCUCGGAACGUCAGCUUUGAAACUCUUCUCAAUGGCCAAUUUACGCUAUCAACUCAGUUAAUAAUACCAAAUUACUCUGUUAUACUCUUCCACCGACGCAGCACCAUAGUUUCUUUAGAAACUUAACCUCUUUAUUUUUCUCUUUUUUUAUGCUACUCUUUGCAAGGACAAAGACAACGCGCAGAAACGAACGUGGUGAUCACGAUAGUUUAUUUUAUUCUUGCAAUGUUCUUAAAUCUUGCAAUGUACUUAAAUGCUUCUAAGGCCUGGAAGUUGAACUUAUAACUUUUCCUGGAUUCUUUAACGGCCAUUUUUCCACUGAUGUUAUCCACGACACCAUGUAUUUACGAAGCAUUUACCGAGACUGUUCAAACGAUAUUACGUCUGCAACAAAGGUAAUUUGACUCAGAGAGACAAAGAGGGUAAUUGGAAGCAAGAGGUAGCCUGAUUUACAGUUUGCCACAAGUGGCUACCGGAAAAUUACAUCAAAAAAUGUUUCCACCAUUUUUCAAUAUCUUUUUAACCUUUUGUGGGCCCUCGGUCGCGGAGGUAUGUGAAAGAGCGGGCUAACGACGAACAGCGACCGAGAUUGUCUGGGAAACAAUUGCAUGUUUUUUUUUUUAACUAGUCCCCAUCUGCUUUUCUGGCUUGUUUCUUCUGAAGGAAAGCCUGGUAAGGCUAUACUUCCUUGAAAAAGUGAUGUCAUAAUGACCAAGCAUACUUCUUUCACUUGUGUUUUGCUUUUUAAAAAUAAUAAUAAUAAUAAUAAUAAUAAUAAUAAUAUAAUAAUAAAUUUUAAAAAAAUUGUCAUCUAUAACUGUCAACCAUAAUAAUCAGAUUUUAAGUUCCUUUCUUCAGGUUUCGAUAUUGACAUGCAAGUCAUUUAACACACAGAUUCUGUGUUGCCAUGUACCUGUUCAGUUACAGAUCAAAGAUGACAAAAAUGCCGUAAGAACAAAAAAAGUGGCACAUGAUGGGAAGUUGUGUGUAUCAAUGAUGUGACAGAGACUCUGAUCCGACACAUACUCAGAUCUAUGAUUGAACAGAUGCACAGCAACAUGGAAUCCUUUUCUUUGUAUGACUGAAGGAGCAAAUUAAUUAGGUUGCCCUGACUAAGCUGGCAAUCUACAUAAGAGCUCUCAAGAACUUAGUACUGUAACAUAAAAAUAUCACAUUACAAUUGAACAUAAAUUUAUGUAAGAGGAAGUAAUAUAACAGAUACUCUACCAUGAAUUUUCUCAAGGGAUUGGUUAAGCCAGCUAUGGAGACCUAACCCAUAAUGAAUUCAAUGUGAGCCUACAUGCUCAGGCAGCAAUAUGCCCAGUUUGCAUGUGUCAUUGUGGAUGAAAGAACAGUAGCCUGUUAGCCUGUUAACCUUCACUCUGAUGAAGGGCUGACACUUGAAACGUCAGUUUUUUUACCCUUUACAGUGGCUAAUUUACAUUUUCAACUUAGUUGUUAACACUAAAUUACCUGUUACAAACUCAGUCUAUGAAAAUGACAAAAAAGCACAUUUCAUAAAAAAUCCAAGGAAACGAAGGAGGUGAUCUCAUAACUCUUUCCCCAACCUGCUCUGAGCAUUUUCACCUGCGUUCUCUUUAAACCUUUAACUCCCGUGAGUGACCAAGACAAAAUUUUUCCUCACAAUAUCCAUACAAUAUCAAGCAGACAAGGGAUGAGAACAAAGAGAAGAAUAAAGUAGGGGAUUAUUAUUUGAUCUAA